UUUCUCUGCUGACCCAGGAUGAAGGGUCUGGGACCUCACGGUCAGGACCAGGCUGUUAGAAGUGAUGGUGCCACCAGCUGGGCUUGGGAGACAGGCCGACCCAUGGGGUCUGCCAGCAAAACCUAUACCGGUUCGCUCAGCGCCUGCGACUGGGACCCCUCCGAGGCCGCCCCGGCCAGCACCCGCCUCCGCCGGCCAGAAAUCCCCACACGCCGCCAGCACAGGCCCGGGGCCGCCGGCAGCCACGAGGCCCGGGCCGGCGCGGGCUGCAGGGCAGACGGGGGAGGCGGCCCGCGGGGCCGGGCGAGGGGGCGCGGGGGGCCAGUCCGCUGGCGGCCGCGCGCAGACCCCGGCCCAGGCCCGCGCCCCGCGUUCGCCGCGCGCUCGCGGCCGGGCCCGCCUCUCGGCCGUUUUCGCUUUCGCUUUCCUGCCGCUCUCGAUGAGGAAAAUGAAAGUGGCCGUGGCCAGCACCGGGAAGCCGCCGGCUGGGCGAGGGGCGCAGAGCGCGGCGGCGGCCGGCCCGGAGCCGCGGAGCCGAGCAGCCGGGGAGCCGGGAGCCGGGAGCCGGGAGCCGGGCCGCAGCCCGCGCCCGGCGAGGUGGCAGCACGUCCUGGGCUUCUCUGCACUCCAGGCAGUCCUGAGGCUGGACUGCAGAGAAUCGAGAAAAUGGUCUCCCUUCUGGAGAUGUGAAACUCAGCCACCAGCCAUGGGACUGAAAAUGAUACCUACCUACCUCAACGGGCACUCUGAGAAUCAAUGUGAUGAUGCAUCCUGCGUAGGGCCCGGCUCAGAGUGGAACCUCGGUGAACGUCAGCUGCGGUGGUGCCAGCGUUUGCAACCUGUUGGAGGAAAACAACAUCAAGCACUGAAUGGUGUGGUGAAUGGACAGGGCAACAGAAUGAGCUCUACUCCACGUGGACGUCUUUGGAACAGCACACAAGAGUGCCACACUGGUUGCUGAACCACAGCUGUGACUGCAGACUGAGGAGCCGGGGAGGGAAUGGAAGAUAAAGACUGGUAUGCAGUUUAGAAGUGGAGGACAUCCUUUGACAUGGCACUACAGCCAGGGAAGAUCAACCACUGGUAGUGGCAACAGGGGCUGGAAGACACCACGGUCAAGGCCUGUCUGGACCUGAGGACAUCUGAAGGGACAGAAGGACAAAUGCAAAUGACCAUGCAUGGGACUCAGCCCCCAUAGGGCGCUGGAGUUUCCGUCCCAGGAUCCCCUCUUCAGGGAUGCCUGUGUUUGUUGAUUAUCUGCCGUAUGCCUGGCUGCUUCAGAAUGCAAGGAAUAAAAUGGCCUUUAGCAGUGGCUGAGACAGGACCCUGUGGGAUGUACAAUAAGGAGUCUAAGGCCACAGGAUGAGGCUUUCCUGACUCUGUCUCCUAGAGGGCUGGCGUUUUCUAAGGUUGCAAGCCUGUUUUAUUCAUCCUGAUUUCCCUAGCCUGGAAUAGGCCGUGGAUGACAGUUAAUAAACGUUUGUUGUGUGA
Messenger RNA from Equus quagga, 1491 nucleotides. Its product is annotated as translation initiation factor IF-2-like. Lineage: Eukaryota; Metazoa; Chordata; Mammalia; Perissodactyla; Equidae. The coding region runs from base 65 to 961 and encodes 298 amino acids. The transcript is spliced from 5 exons. The record is from RefSeq and is a predicted model, not a curated record.